CCUGCCUAUACUACUGUUCCCGUUCGUCAGGGCUUCGGCUCGUAUGUGCCGCCGCCGCCGCCGCCCCCUGGAUUUGCCGGAUACGCCCCUCCUCCCCCCACAGGCCAAAUGCACGCGGCACCUCCCGCAGUGAGCCAGACUGCGAAGCCUGAUCAAUCCAAAGGCAAGGUCCAGUGGCCUCCUGCAGUCCGAGAAUAUGUGUCUCGAUCCUUUCUCCCGGAGAAUGACGUGCCCGGUGUUACACGCCCUGAAGUGGAGGCCAAGCUCAAGGAGAUCAUCCGUUCUCAUACUGAAGGCGGGACUCUCUGGGAAGCAGACUGGGCUUCGAUGCCCUCUCCUCAGGAGCUUGUGAAGAGGGACCAGCAGAAGGCGGCGGCGGCUUCUGCCAAGUCUCUGCCCAACCCCAAGAAGCGGAAGUCUGCCGAGUUUUCUGGAGACGGGAGCUCCCAGGCGCCGUGGAAUACUACUAACAUGCGACGAUCACUCGGAGAACGAAUCACGUCACCGGAAAAGCGCUCAAAUGUCGACGACUCGAAACCAAGUAAGUUCCAGAAGGAUGCCAAUAAACGGAAGCGACGGUUCGAAAACGAAUACAAGGCGUUCCGGUCACCCAGCCCGCCACCGCCAUCCUCAGGCCCUAUCGUGGGGACAUGUGAGGUUCUGGAGAAGAAGUAUCUCCGCCUCACUGCCCCACCGGUGCCGUCAAAGGUCCGACCUGAGCGGGUGCUCCGACAGACGUUGGAUCUUCUGAAAAAGAAGUGGCGCAAGGAGGGCAACUACUCGUACAUCUGCGACCAGUUCAAGUCUAUGAGGCAGGAUCUCACGGUCCAGCAUCUCAAGAACGAAUUCACGGUGUCGGUGUACGAGAUCCACGCGCGGAUAGCCUUGGAGAAGGGGGAUAUUGGUGAGUAUAAUCAGUGCCAGACCCAGCUCCGGUCCCUGUAUACGCUGGGUCUGAAGGGCAAUCCCGUCGAGUUCAAGGCAUACCGCAUCCUCUACUUCAUCCACACGGCCAGCCGGACCGGCCUGAAUGAUGCCAUAGCAGAUCUAACCCCGGCGGAGAAGACGGAACGGCCCAUCAAGCAUGCGCUUGAUGUCCGCUCCGCCCUCGCUCUUGGAAACUACCACAGAUUCUUUCAGCUCUACAUGGACACGCCCAACAUGGGGGCAUAUCUCAUGGAUAUGUUCAUCGUGCGGGAGCGUCUUGCGGCCUUGUGUAACAUUUGCAGAGCAUACAAACCCGAUGUGAAGCUGCGCUUUAUCACGGAGGAGCUCAGUUUUGAGUCCGACGCCGAUGCGGCGCAGUUCAUCAUCGACCAUAAUGGUCAGCACCUUCUGGAAGAGCGCAAUGACUCUAUCCGCUUCCUGUCGGGCAAAGCCGGCACCCUUUUUGAAGGUGCUAAGACUUCUGCCUUCCAAAGGGUGGAUAUCAAAGGGCAGAUCUAA
Messenger RNA from Geosmithia morbida, 1446 nucleotides. RefSeq names its product SAC3/GANP/Nin1/mts3/eIF-3 p25 family. The transcript has 2 exons. The annotation marks the transcript as partial. Gene Ontology annotation, cellular component: nucleus. NCBI's taxonomy places the organism in Eukaryota, Fungi, Ascomycota, Sordariomycetes, Hypocreales, Bionectriaceae. The record is from RefSeq and is a predicted model, not a curated record.